GAUCUCUAGACAGAGGUGUCCUGUUGGAUGAAACAGAUGGGGGUUCUGUGCCCACUGCCAGGUCAGGGAGCCAGUUGCCGUCCAUGUCUGACAUGCUAAUAUGCUACCCGACCCUCAUGGGUUACUACGCCUGGCGGAAUCGAGCUCGUGGAUCCUGGUAUAUUGAAGCCAUCGUUCAGAUAUUCAUGCGCUAUGCUAAAAAUGAAGAUGUCUGUGCCAUGUUGAACAGGGUGAACCAUUUAGUGUCCAGGAAAGUGUCCGAAUCCUGCUUGAAGGAGAUGAAUCAGAUGUCACAGAUGUCUGAGUAUAAGAGCACCCUUCGCUUUCCUCACUUUUACCUUUUCCCUGGAAUCGUCAUCAGGAACAGUCCCCAGGUCUAG
Candidula unifasciata is the source of this 380-nucleotide messenger RNA. The record is from the annotation of a GenBank genome assembly. NCBI's taxonomy places the organism in Eukaryota, Metazoa, Mollusca, Gastropoda, Stylommatophora, Geomitridae.